AUGAAUUCGACGCCAAUCUUCCGCUUCGCCCAGCUCUCCCUGAGCGCGGGCAUCCCGCGGGCGACAGUACGAAACGGCCACACCUGGUCGCGACGCAGGACGGCCAAGCCCGAACUCUCCAACUUCGCCCCCGGUCACGGCGAGCAGAUCUGGUCCAACCACGCUCUCAAGCAACUCCCCUUUAUCGCGAAAAAGUCAACCCCGGCCAAGCUCCGCAAGGACCUCUGGCGGCCCAUGGCCCUCAUCCAGUUUCCCGCGGGCGCCGGCACGGCAGGCCAGUCGGCCUUUCAGAAGCUGCGCGAAUACCGGCGGCGCCACGAGCUCGAGUGGGGCGACGAGAAGCUGUACCGGACCAAGGAGGACGCGGCGACAGGCCGGCUCGUGCGGUCGACACGCACGCGCAAAGAGCGUGGCUUCGCCAUUCACGAGCAGCGCGAGAACGCCAUUGCCGACAUGGCGGCCGUGCUCGCGGGUGGUGGCCGCGGCAGCAAGACUGUGGGUGAGCGCCGCCGAGCGGACGCUCGUCGAGGGCCGGCGGCGAACUCCGGGGCAAGCGCUGGUCGACGGACGCGCCGAAGGAGAGCAGCGCGGACAGGCAGCUGCUCGAGGCGACGGUCUUCUGGAGGGACCAGCAGGACAAGAACUUUGCGAGCGCGUGGAGCGCCAACGUCAAGCACGAGCUGUUUGAGGACGCCAAGGCGUUACAGGGCGCCGAGGCGGCUGAGGUUGAGCAGGUCGUCGACACGACGACGCCUGUCGCGAAAGAGGCGUGAGAAGGAAGGGGCAGAGCAGAUGGGAGCACAUGAGAGCAAAUGA
Messenger RNA from Verticillium alfalfae VaMs.102, 816 nucleotides. RefSeq lists its product as hypothetical. Gene Ontology annotation, biological process: DNA recombination; positive regulation of mitochondrial DNA replication. Gene Ontology annotation, cellular component: mitochondrial large ribosomal subunit; nucleus. The record is from RefSeq and is a predicted model, not a curated record. The coding region runs from base 1 to 816 and encodes 271 amino acids. NCBI's taxonomy places the organism in Eukaryota, Fungi, Ascomycota, Sordariomycetes, Glomerellales, Plectosphaerellaceae. The transcript is spliced from 2 exons. Gene Ontology annotation, molecular function: structural constituent of ribosome; single-stranded DNA binding; DNA strand exchange activity.